Messenger RNA from Oxyura jamaicensis (ruddy duck), 1537 nucleotides. RefSeq names its product solute carrier family 35 member D1 (gene SLC35D1). NCBI's taxonomy places the organism in Eukaryota, Metazoa, Chordata, Aves, Anseriformes, Anatidae. Bases 1 to 840 code for a protein of 279 amino acids. The transcript is spliced from 10 exons. Gene Ontology annotation, cellular component: Golgi apparatus. Gene Ontology annotation, molecular function: GDP-fucose transmembrane transporter activity; antiporter activity. The record is from RefSeq and is a predicted model, not a curated record.
AUGUCCCCGUGCAAUGUCCCCAUCUCCCCAGCCCGUUACUCGCCCUGUUACCCCCCCGUCCCCCCCCCUCCAACUUUUUAUUUUUUAAUUUUCCAGACUUUUCCUCUACCUCUCCUGUACUUCGGGAACCAGAUCACGGGACUGUUCAGCACCAAGAAGCUGAACCUGCCGAUGUUCACCGUCCUGCGGCGGUUCUCCAUCCUGUUCACCAUGUUCGCCGAGGGCGUCCUGCUCAAGAAGAAGUUCUCCUGGGGCGUCCAGAUGACGGUGUUGGCCAUGAUCAUGGGCGCGUUUGUGGCUGCGAGUGCUGACCUGGCGUUUGAUCUGGAGGGGUAUAUUUUUAUCCUCGUUAACGAUGCCUUAACAGCUGCGAACGGUGCCUACGUCAAACAGAAGCUGGAUUCCAAGGAGCUGGGGAAAUACGGUCUGCUCUACUACAACGCGCUGUUCAUGAUCCUUCCCACCCUGACCAUUGCCUACCUCACCGGAGAUGCGCAGAAGGCAAUGGAGUACAAGGGCUGGGCAGACGUGUUCUUCGUCGUGCAGUUCACGCUGUCGUGUGUGAUGGGGUUUAUUCUGAUGUACUCCACGGUUCUUUGCACUCAGUAUAAUUCUGCUCUUACAACUACAAUAGUUGGCUGCAUUAAGAAUAUUUUAAUAACCUAUAUUGGGAUGUUUUUUGGAGGAGACUAUAUUUUUACAUGGACAAACUUCAUUGGUCUAAAUAUCAGUAUUGCUGGAAGCCUGGUGUAUUCCUACAUCACCUUCACAGAGGAGCAACUGAGCAAGCAGUCCGAAGCUGGCCUCAAGAUGGAUAUUAAAGGAAAAAGCUCCGUGUGACCAGGGGAAUGCUUUUUCGGAAAGCAAAACGUUUCUGUUGAGCUGAUGGCUGGCAGAGUUCAGCGAGGAGUUGGUGUCUGCCGCAGAGGAAUGCUGAUGCUCUUUAAUUUGCACAAUCCAGAUUGCUGCCUUCAAAAAUCACGGGGAAGAUAAAUGACUGCACGUGUAAGGAAUUCAUCUGAUUAAGGCUGAUUGAUUGUGAGGAAAUCCUGGGGUUUUAAUCAUGCUGAGACUUGGCAGGAGAGGCUUGCACAGGCCCUGCAAGGUUUGGACUGCAGAGGACUCACCAGCACCUGGGGAAUGCACAGGAGCUGGAAACGUGGUGUCGUCCGGGCUUAGCAACUCAGUGCCAACCUCGCCACUUGGCCUCAAAGGCUGGUGGCCCUUGGCUCCGUGCCGAGCUGUGCCGGGCCGUGCCGUCACCUGCAGUGCCUGGGCCGUGGCGUGGUGACAGGACGGGGUUUUUAAUACGUCCAGCAGCAUUGACGGGUUUUUAAAGGUUGUCUUAUACAGCACUUCUUACCAGGUCUGUCCUCAGAUCGCCUUUUGGUUUUAAAAAACAAUUCUUUAUAGUUUUGAAAAAAAAAAAAAAAAUAGUAAAACUGUGUUAGUGAGUUUUUGUACGCUUUCCUUUGGUAACUAGGAGACCAAGCUCCGUAGGCAAGACGUCUUGGUUUUGGAAGGUAAUGGCUAAAAA